This is a messenger RNA of Penaeus chinensis, 5623 nucleotides long. RefSeq names its product E3 ubiquitin-protein ligase TRIM23-like. Lineage: Eukaryota; Metazoa; Arthropoda; Malacostraca; Decapoda; Penaeidae. Gene Ontology annotation, molecular function: GTPase activity; GTP binding; zinc ion binding. Gene Ontology annotation, cellular component: plasma membrane; lysosomal membrane; cytoplasm. The record is from RefSeq and is a predicted model, not a curated record. The coding region runs from base 62 to 1786 and encodes 574 amino acids. Gene Ontology annotation, biological process: intracellular protein transport; vesicle-mediated transport. The transcript has 11 exons.
UUGUGUGGACGUGCAGCCCUUUCACGGUCUGUAAGUGAUUUGUGCUUUUCUCUUCCUUAUUAUGGAGAUGGCAGAGGAGACGUUGAUGUCGGCAGCCUUAGCGAGGUCCCAGUCCUUCCACACUUUCAACACACCGCAGAAUUCGACGAAUAAAAGCGGAAAUAACUUAGAAUGCCGAGUGUGUGAAGAUGGAUUCAGUCUGGGUGGCGAUAAAGUGCCACGGCUACUGUUCUGUGGCCAUACCCUUUGCCAUGCGUGUCUACUGAGACUUCCCACACAUGAUAAUAACAUUCACUGCCCAUUUGACAGACAACCAACACCUAUUGGUGCAUCAGGUGUGUGGGGUCUCAAGAAAAAUUUUGCCCUACUUGAACUCCUUGAAAGACUGUCAUUAUCCCGGUCAGAUGCAGUCCUCCUGCCAGAAGUCUUAGUGAAGCAGAAAGAGCUGGGUAUAUCCUGUGAUGAAGAUGAAGAUCACUUAGCAGUGCUUUAUUGUACAGUGUGUGCAUCUCAUCUAUGCCUAGAAUGCUCUGAAAGAACCCAUGCCACGAGAACGUUACACAAGCAUAAACGCAUUCCUUUAUCAGAGAAGCCACGAGAGAAACCGAGGUGUGUGGACCACUCAUUUCACCCAGUGGAAUUUGUGUGUCUGGAGGAGGAGUGUCAAGCUGCCCCGUUGAUGUGCUUCAUUUGCAAAGAUUACAAGCACACCAAACACAAGCAUGUAUUGUUAGAGCAGGAAGCAGAGAGAAUUCGCUCCACGAUCAAUGCAGCCAUACAGCAUAUCAAGAGAGUUGCUCAGGAGCUGACAGAUUCUGCACACAAGCUUGAAAGUGUCGCUCGUCAGCUGGAGGGACCUGCCCCUGAGACUGCUGCUCUGGAGAUGAGUCCUGGAGGAACUGCCGAGGAAGCCAGAGCGCGUGUCAAGCAGUAUUUUGCCCAGUUGAGAGAUCAGCUGACAAGGCAGGAAUCACAGGCAAUGACUGUAUUGGAUGCUCACAUUCGGGAAAGACUCUGCUCCAUUAGACAGCAGCAGGAAGAUAUGACUACCCUCUUCUCGCAAAUGGUGACGGUAGUUGUGGAUGGUGAGCGAGCCAUCCAGCAAGAUGAUGGAAGAUUGAUAAUGGCAUCGCAAGACCUUUCUGCACGACUAGCACAUGUCACCUCACAGGAGCAACAGUUAGCCAACUUGGCAUCUCUGGUUCCAGAUCCUGCUAUACCUAUCACAUUUACCAAAGAUAACCGCAUUCAUAUUGGGGCCAGGAUAGAGAUGCGUGUAGUUACCCUUGGCCUGGAUGGUGCAGGCAAGACCUCCAUAUUAUUCAAACUAAAGCAAGAUGAAUUUGUGUCCACCAUCCCAACCAUAGGCUUCAAUGUGGAGACCAUUGAAUAUAAAAACUUCAAGUUUACAGUGUGGGAUGUCGGUGGCCAGCCAAAGCUGAGACCCCUGUGGAGGCAUUACUACUUCAAUACCCAGGCAGUCAUCUUUGUUGUGGAUGCUACAGAUGUUGAUAGACUCGUAGAGGCUCAGUCAGAACUGACCAAACUUAUGACUGAGCGCGAGUUAAAGGAUGCUUCUCUGCUGAUUUUUGCCAACAAGGAGAAUUGUGAUGGUGCCCUUGGAGUGGCAGCUCUGACGGAGAGCUUGGGGGUCCACAAGCUGUGCCUAGGCCGCUCCUGGCACAUCCAGCCCUGUGAUGCCCAGUCGGGAAUGGGUCUUCACCAAGGCCUAGACUGGCUGGCACGACAACUUGUUCCCUCAGAAGUCCUGAAUUCAGCAGGGUGAUUCUUGGUUGCUGAAAUAAGAGGCAUUUAACACACACUCACAUACCCAAAGUUGAAUGGUGACAUGAAUGGGAAAACUUGAGUGUCAAUGGUGUAGAAAUAUGUAUUGAUGUUCCCCCUUUACCUUCCUCACGGGAGUAAAUAAUGCCAGGAAGUCCCAAGAAGAAUUGCUGUUUGAUGGAAAAAUUCUUUGAAGCACAGUAUUGAUCUACUGUUGUAGUGUUGCAUGGGUUGAAAAUCAUAUCACUCUAAAAAGAUUUGUUAGCUGGUAUAGCAUCAUUCAGGGGAGGGAGAUUGGAGAUUGGAGAGAAUGUCAAGAUAUUUAAAGGAUAUGAAAGAUUUGAUUGCAGUAUUAAUACCAUUGUACCUUUUACUGUGUUUGUUCCAUUGUCAGUUUAGGCUAACCUAAUUAUUAAUUAAUUAAUAUUUUUUUUCUGUACUGUUUUCAUCAUCAUUUACAUCAUCAUCACUAUCAUAACCAUCAUAAUCAUCAUUAUCUAUCACCAGUCCUCAGUUAUCACCAUGUAUCAUCAAUUUUAAAACACUCAUUUUACAGGCCUGUAUUAGCAUUAAAGAAAAAAUUAUACGAAAAUAAUCUCUACUCUUUUUGAUCACUUUUUAUAUCCAAGUAAGUAUAAUUUUUAUUCAAUAUUUCCAUGAAUGAUAUCACAGACCCACACAAAUGACAGGGAAUUUAGUGAUUGUUUUCUUCAUGGAAGAAGUGUGGAGUUUGAGAGAGAUAAGAGGUGCUAUGUGAGGAAAUCUGGGCCAGUAUUCUCAUGAAGAGCUUUAUAUAUUUCAGAGUUGGUGUAAAUGGGUAUUUUUCUUAACAAGGCAUGGUACAUGAUAUCUGUUAUUGCUAUACCACUAUACCUGCACACACUCAGGUAUGUAAUCAAGAUGCUUUUCCUUUCAGAUGUGAACUGAUAUCUUGGUAUUUUAAUAGGUGUAAGAGUUGAAAUGGAUCAACCUUUAGAAUGCUAUGAAGAAUUACCAUGAUGACACUAUUGGAAAUCUUGCCUUUCCUGCACUGACUAUCUCCCUGUUCCUUCUUUCUCCCUCUGUUUCUCUCUCUAUCUGAUUAUUCUCUCAGUUCUCUCUCUCAAUUUCUUCUCCCUCUCUGUUUCUUCUUGCCCCCCCCCCCCCUCUCUCUCUCUCUCUCUCUCUCUCUCUCUCUCUCUCUCUCUCUCUCUCUCUCUCUCUCUCUCUCUCUCUCUCUCUCUCUCUCUCUCUCUCUCUCUCUCUCUUUAGGUUCAGUUUUUUUAUGGUAUUUAUUUGGUGCCCUGUAAGUAUAUAAUUGAUUUAUAUUUUGAUCAAACUCAAGGGAACUGAUCUAUUUACACUUCACUAAGAUGUGAGAAGUGCACAGGAGAGUAAAGAACAUCACCAACAAAUAGAAUGUUGAGAAUAAUUUGUGUGUGUGCGUGCGUGCGUGCGUGUGUGUGUUUGUGUUUGUUUGUUUGUUUGUUUGUUUGUUUGUUUGUUUGUUGUAUAUUUUUUUUUUGUUUAUUUCAAUCCUUUUUGUUUCUGUUACUUUGUGAAAGUCUGGCUUACGUAUCUUAUUUUGUCCUGAAGCAGAUCUGUAAGAUGUAUUUUUUAUAUUACCUCCAAAGCCACAGAUGUUCCCUUGCUUGAAGUUCAGUGUUUUAUAUUGUUUCAAGUUUAUUAAUGAAUCCUAGUCAGUGAUAGGUAAAGAAUUUUUAAAAUGAUAUGCAUUGUUUAGUUUGACCAUUUCUCUAUUGUUUAAAAGAAGAGGCAUGUAGGCAAGCACACCAUAUCACAUAAACCUAUAUAAUUGGUGUAUGAAAUUGGAUAGAAGAUGACUGUUGUAUCUGUAUGUGAUUGCGUGAAAUUGCAGUGAUGAUGAGUAUGACUUUGGCAAUUCUUUGUGCAGAUGUUUUUAGAUAUAAAUUUUAUUCAGUGGUAUUGACAUUAUAAUUUUUUAUCAUUUCAAAGGUGUUAGUAAUGGUAGUUGUGCCUUUGAGCAUAAAGAAGACCCUGAGAUUUGAUUAUUGUCCAUUUCUUUCUGUUUAGAAAGCUUUAUAACCUUUAUUCAUCCAAGGCUUUACUGUUAUUAUUAUUAUUAUUUUUUUUUGAGUUUAUCAAAGUAUAUGCCAUUUUUAUCAUUUAUAAAGUUUGUGAAAAUGCAUUCAUCUGCACUAGCACUGUGCGCAUGCAGUUCAGAAUUCCUUAAUAGACUGUAAGGAGCCUAGUGACAUUAUAACUUUUAACUUCAUUACAUCUCUAUAAAAUUUGCAGUAUUUUCUCUGUGUUCAUGUUUUUUUGUUUUUUUAUUACUAUAUUUUUUUUUUAUUAUAUAAGAAUUGAUUCCUAUGGUUCAGUGAAGGAAGUAGGUACUUUAGGUACUUCUGAAUCUCAUUUUCUUUCUUAUGAGCUCUAUGGGAAAAAUUUAAUUCAUGAACUUGAAUGAGGUCUUGGAAAUACAAGUUUUAUACUCGUCAGAGAGUUUGUAUUUGACGUGAAUAUGUAAAGGUAUCAACAUGGUGUGAUGACAGAAAACCCUAGUCAAGAAAUAUGCUUUAUAUUCAUAGAGUAUGGGAGAUUUUGAAAGGGGAAUGAAUGGCAGAAAAGAAAUCAAAAAGCAAUAAGCAGGCAUACAUGAAAUUAUAUUUAUUUGGAUGAUUUACAGUCUACUAGAAUUACUAAUAUAUACAUAUAUAUUUUUAAAAGAGAUUAUUUAAUUGUAAACUUCAGAAAAUACAGAAAAAUGUUGUCACUAUUUGAAUAUUGCAGCAAAAAGAGCUGUGGAACCAAACCAUUAUCUAUAAUCAUGAAUUUGAUGUGCUUUCACAAGGCACUUAAAGACAUUAUAUUAAAACUGUAGUGAUACUCCACAAAUAGGAAUAGACAUAGCAGAAAAAUGUAAUUUGAUUUUCUUACAGAUUUUAUCAUUGUAUUAUACUUACAGUAUAUCAUCUGUUAAGAACCUUUAACAAAUGUGCUGCACAUUUUUUAGUUUUUUAGCACAAUGUUCUCAGAUGUGAACCUGGUACUCUUUCCCAGAUGACUACGAAUGUAUAUUUGUAACAGAUAUAUUCAAUGAAGUUGCUAUUGCCCUUUAAUGGUUAUUAAAUUUCCUGAAAGUUGGUAAUGCACAUCAAACAUAUCAUUGUAAUAUGUAAAACCAGUGGAUAUGUUUUGCAGUGCUAAUAUAAACUUUAAUUUCAGACUACCUUUUAUAAUCUUGGUUUAGGCAUGCUACAAUGUUAUUCAUAUACUAGGCAUGUAUUCAUUUUGUGCAAAUUGUGCACAUGUAAUAUUGUCUGCAAAUUCUGAAUGUAAUUAUACAUUGCAUAUGAUUAUGGAUCUUAAUAUAUUUACAAUCUUAGAAUUUAUUUAAGUUACACAUGCAAAAAAUAAGAUUGGGCAGCAUAGCAUUAAGGUAAAACCAUAUUUACUGGAAGUCAUAAUUUAUGAACACAUCAUCAGGUCAUUAUAAAAAAAAAACAAUAACCGUAGUUACCAUUCAAACUGAUUUGACUUCUAAUGUAUUAAUUUGUAAACAUUGUUUAUCACUAUAAUUUUGCCACAUCCUUAUGGUGUUAUAUUGUUUGUGUUCAUAUAUUGCUUAAAAUGCUCAUUAACUACUAUUUGAUAUUUCUUGAUAUUAACUGAAUCAGAAUCACCACACAUGCAUUAUUAUGUUUUAUGUUUUCAGUAGGCUGAUCGAUUCUAUGAUACCCUUAACAGAGGGCUUGACUUAUGUAUUAUCAAUUGCUAAUUUCAAUAUUUAGGAGGUUAAAUAGAACACCUUUUGGUAAAAAAUAUUAAUCAUGUGUAUUAGAACUGUUUUGGAAAUAAUAAAAUAAUGAGAAGU